Messenger RNA from Anolis carolinensis (green anole), 2851 nucleotides. It is a transcript of the gene zcchc7, whose product is annotated as zinc finger CCHC-type containing 7. Gene Ontology annotation, biological process: nuclear polyadenylation-dependent snRNA catabolic process; nuclear mRNA surveillance of mRNA 3'-end processing; nuclear polyadenylation-dependent CUT catabolic process. Lineage: Eukaryota; Metazoa; Chordata; Lepidosauria; Squamata; Anolidae. The record is from RefSeq and is a predicted model, not a curated record. Gene Ontology annotation, molecular function: zinc ion binding; RNA binding. The transcript has 9 exons. Gene Ontology annotation, cellular component: TRAMP complex. Bases 180 to 1922 code for a protein of 580 amino acids.
CGGCUUCUCUACCUAGGCGCAUGCGCAGUGUAAGGUACGCGCCUCCUCAGGCGCGCGGCGUGGGGUUGCUUGCGUCUCUCAGCGGGCGGAAGCGCAGUCCGACGUGACGCUGGUUCCGGUCGCGAGGGGCUUCCUGGUCGCAGCAGGCAGCGCUAGUUUGUAGAAGCAAAAUAUUUUCCAUGAUGUUUGGAGAAUUUGAUGAUAUAGAAGCAAUUGAAGAUGAUCUGUACUGUGAAGAUUCUUCUAGUGAAACAAGUAUUGAUAGUGAAGUAGAAUUUCAUCUUUACAGUCAAAUCCAUUAUGCUCAAGACCUUGAGGAUGUGAAUGGGAAAGAAGAAACUAACAAAACCAGACCUGUUACAAAGCAGAGCUCAGUGCAUAAACAUGAUCAGAGAAGCAACUUUAUUGUGAUUUCAGAUAGUGAAAUUCAUACUUCAGAUAGUGCAGAUGUCAUAAUCUUGUCUGAUACCCCUGAUGAAGACAGCAUUUACAAAAACAAACUCCAAAACCCAUCAACAUCAGCAAAAUCAUCUAAUUUUUCUGAGUCCAUCUCAUCAAAACCAACUGCAGACCUUCUACAUGAGACCAAGAAUUCAAAGAAACAGGUUACUCCAAGAAGGGAGAACAAGUCUAAUCAAAAGGCUGUCUCUGUUCACCGUGAUGGUAUCCAUAUGAUCCAUAAGAUCUUAGUAAUAGAAGACAGCUCUAACGAUGAGGAUGCAGAUGAUGUGGCAAGUAUCCCCUCUGACAGUGAUAAUUUGGAGAGGUGGAUGCUGUUGGGAGGAGAGAAAGAUGAUGGAGAUGAUGACAUUCUUUUAAAUCUUGAGGGCUGUGGAACUGCAGCUGGUGAAGGAGAAAGUGGAAUAGGCUGGGCCAUCAGUGAUAAAGACUUAGAGGCCCAGAUUGGUAACUAUGUUCCAGUACGGCGUAACAACCGAUACUACACACUAGACAAAAAUGUCACUUGUAGAAAUUGUGAUAAACGAGGCCAUUUAUCAAAAAAUUGUCCUGCUCCAAAGAAAAUUCCACCUUGUUGUCUCUGUUCACAAAGGGGUCACUUGCAAAACAGCUGUCCAGCACGAUUUUGUUUAAAUUGUUGCUUGCCUGGACACUGUUCUAGAGAGUGCCUUGAGAGAGAGUACUGGAGGAAACAUUGCAACCGCUGUGCUAUGAGAGGUCAUUAUGCAGAUGCUUGCCCAGAAAUAUGGAGGCAGUAUCACCUAACAACAAAACCAGGACCACUAAAGAGGGCAGAUUUUUCUUCUGAUCAUUCUCCUUCAAUGUACUGUUACAACUGUGGAGAGGAAGGCCAUUAUGGAUAUGAAUGCAGAGAAAAGCGGAUGUUUGGAGGAACAUUUCCUACCUUCCCUUUCAUUUAUUACUAUGAUAAUGAAUAUGAUAUCAAGAUGAAUGGUGAGAGAGCAAGAAAAAGAGUGCAAGAACUUCAGGAAGCUGGCCUUCUGCCGAUGUCUCUAAAGAGACCCCAAAUGGACAGUGACCAGAAAGGGCACAGCCACAAGAAAAGGAGGAAAACGUCAAAGGAGCAUGACAAGAGAAGUGAUAAGCAUCAUAAAAAGUUGAAGAAAAAAUACCAUGUGGACACACUCAAAGGAAGGAAGCAUCGGAAAGAAGACCAUGGUGGCAACUAUAGCCUAGAAGAAGACUUUCCCAGAGGCGGUCAUGUGAAUACUUUUAGAAAGAGCAGAAGAGCAAGUACUCACUGCAACUUUGACCUCCCAAGAAACAGGGGCAAAGCAAACAUCGUUCAGUCUUCUCUGGGGUCUGCCAAAGAUCAGAAGAAGAAGAAAAAGAAAAAGAAGCAGAAACAGAAAAGCUACACAAGCAGUAGUCCCACAAGGGAUGAAAGUUUGUUUCUUAUAAAGCAAAGAAAAAAGAAGUCAAAAGAGAAACCGAGUUCCUGAACUGACAAAAGUUGACAUUGGGGAUUGGGACUUAAGGCAUGGCUUUGACAUUCUGCCUCUCCAAGUCCAGCAAGACAGUGGGGCACUAAACGGUCUCUAUAUAGACUGGAGAACAUUAGGAGAGAGUUCCCCUGUGCCAUUCCAGGAACAUGGUAUUUUGGUUGUGACAAUAAAUGAUUAUUGUAUACAACAAUGCUUAAGUACUGAUAGUUUCGGCAAAUCCUGUAUUUGAAUUGAAUUUUGGUGGGAAGGGAAACUUUGUGGGGGACAAGGAUAAAGAGUAAGUGAGAACAAAAGGUAAACUGGUAUUCUGUGUAGCAUCCAGACAUUUUGGUAAAUGCUGGUAUAUGUUAAAGCACUUCUUGGAACAUGUAGUUCAUUGCAUGCUGACUUUAAAAAAGGGUAAACAAAUAGGCCACCUCACAGAUUGGACAAAAGUGGUCAGAGAGGCAGCACAAAGGAAUCUAUGCCUACAGGCCAGUCUAUGUAUUACCCAAGUAUCAUAAGCUCCGACCAUGAAAGUUGCUUCACACUGUGACACUGUUUUCUGAGAAAUGUUUGUAAUAGUUCUAGAAAAUGGGGAGAGAGGAUGCAGGAAAGUUCACUUUUACCAUCCAGUUUAUUGUUCUGCCUGAAUCUGUCAAGAAGUAGCUAUCUUAUUGCUAGUGGCAGUCUUCUGCUUUAGAUAAUAUACAGAUGUCACUGCUGGUUUGAUUAGCAAGCCAGGUAAAUGAGAGCAUGUCCUUUUUGCUCUCUCUUCCUUUCCUUUCCUUUCCUUUCCUUUCUUUUCAUUGUUUCUUUAAAAUAGGAAGGCUUCAGUCCUGAAAUCAGUCCUGAAAUUUGUACAACUAAGAUGUCCAGUAUUUAAAAUAUAUAUAGUCAUGUAUAAAUUUUACCUGUUUUCAGAAUAAAUUGUUUUGUAAUUUAAA